Messenger RNA from Asterias rubens (European starfish), 3710 nucleotides. RefSeq names its product solute carrier organic anion transporter family member 4A1-like. The record is from RefSeq and is a predicted model, not a curated record. Gene Ontology annotation, biological process: sodium-independent organic anion transport; transmembrane transport. Gene Ontology annotation, cellular component: membrane. Gene Ontology annotation, molecular function: protein binding. Lineage: Eukaryota; Metazoa; Echinodermata; Asteroidea; Forcipulatida; Asteriidae. The coding region runs from base 687 to 2843 and encodes 718 amino acids. The transcript is spliced from 11 exons.
UCGCGUGAUAAUCGCAAGACAAGCGAUGACCUAAUUCUGUCAUUAUCCAGUCAUUCCUGUAUCAAAAUAAAACAUGUGCGUGAUUUGGCUGGGUUGUUUACAUGGGUGUUGAUUUUCUCGGUACAUAAUCAAGUAGAUUAGACCAUGGAGGUAGACCUACUUGGGCACCUGGACUGGACAGAAAAGCUGACAGAGUUUUAUUAUAGUUAGGUGUGAAUUGUGGUCACUCCAUUCAUUCACUAACGACCUGCCAGAAGACAGCUGAAGGAAGAGGAGCAAUACAAGGCAUUAGACGUGACGCAUUGACCGUGACGCUGGAUGAUCAUAACUGGUGCUAUUUACACCACUACUAAAUCCUUCCUUAAUGGCUGAUCUAAAUGUCAUUUGAGCUAUGUCUGUGACCUGAGACGACUGUGUGUGUGGUGACUGUGAGGAGGGGCAGUGUAUAGUGUGAAGGACUUCGUAUGUGGUUGGAUUCCUCUUUGAUGGAUUGUAUGCAUAGAGCAAGAAUUGUAUCAUCUGUGACAAGACUUGAGUGAGAGCGAUUCGAGUGACGAGUGAAAGAACAAAGAGAGAGUCGACCUGGUGAGGGCACAUCACUUCUUGGACAAGACGACGUCUCAACUGCUUGUUUACUCAAGCGAUUGAUAUCCCUGUGUGUGCCGAAUUAUUAGGAACUAUCAAACAUGGAUUCGCCUGUGAAACAAAACGGAACCACGCAGCCUGAUGCAAACGGGGUAGAGCUAAUCACAUUGGGCCAGGAUGCGAAUAACAGCAACAACGUGCCAGUUGACGCUGAGGGGAUUCCACCCAGUUCGCCCAGUAGGACCCCAGAAGGCGUCAAACCUCCCAACGGGUACGGGGUGCUCCGCAGCGAUGAGGAGCAGACUGAGGAUGGGACGGAUGACGACCUAGAGGAACUUGAAGUGCAAUGCGGAUGGCGCGGGUUCAGACCGAGGUUCCUGCAGUGUUUUAAUAACCCACCCGGCGUGCUUCUCUUCCUUAGCCUGUUCGCCGUCACCCAAGGGAUGACCGUCAACGGCUUUGUAUACGUGGUAACCACCACACUGGAGCGACGCUUCAACCUCCCCAGUGUACGCAGCGGCUCAAUCUCAAGCUCCUACGACUUCUCUGUCAUGGUGGUCAUCACGUUCGUCACGUACCUCGGCGACCGGUCCCACAAGCCGAUGUGGCUGGGGUUCGGCGCAUUAAUAUUCGCCUUCGGAUCCUUCUUCUUUACUCUGCCGCAUUUCCUGACGCCGUUUUACGAUUUCAGUGCAUCGGACUUUGAGUUGUGCGAGCUGAACCGCAAUCUCACGGACACGUGUACCUCUGAAGAGAUGGAAAGUGGACUAGCGAGCUAUUUUUGGCUCUUUGUGUUUGCGCAGUUUUUGCAUGGACUUGGUGCAGCACCGCUGUACACGCUGGGUGUAACUUAUAUAGAUGAGAAUGUACAACCAAAGAUGACUUCUUUAUAUAUCGGCAUAUUCAAUGCAGCUUCAUUACUGGGUCCGGCCAUUGGCUACCUGCUUGGUGGGGCAUUGCUGUCAGUCUACACUGAUUUACAAGUGGAUUCUAACAGCCUUGGUAUCGAUCCAGACAGCCCGUUGUGGAUUGGUGCAUGGUGGAUAGGUUUCAUCAUCAGUGGUACAUUAGCGUUGUCCAUCACUCUACCAUUCCUAGCCUUCCCAAAGGCUCUACCAGGUCAGAAGAAGCUUGCCAAGCUACGGAUCUCUGAAUGCCAUGGAGGUCAAGAGUUUGCGGCACGGACAGGAUUCGGGAACAGCCUGAAGGAUUUCCCGAGAGCUGUCUUGGUUCUGCUCAAGAACUUUCCCUUCGUCUUCAUCUCGGCCUCUGCCUGUACAGAGUGGUUUAUCCUGUCCGGUUUUGCCGUCUUUGCUCCCAAGUUCCUCGAGUCGCAGUUUAAUUUGUCCUCAGGAUGGGCGUCUAUUGUUGUUGGUCUAACCGUCAUCCCGGCUGCAGUCUUUGGUUCAGUGAUCGGCGGCUGGGUGGUGAAGCAUUUCAACCUGCGUUUCCGAGGAAUGAUCAGAUUCUGUCUGGCAUCUUUAGUCGUCUCCUUGUUUAUGAUUGCUAGUUUCCUCAUCAGUUGCCCCAAUCCAAAUUUUGCGGGAGUUACCGUGGACUACGACAAGAAUUUAUACACUGCAGACCAGCAAACCAACCUGUCAUCUGCUUGUAACUCUGGUUGUCAUUGCGCCAACACAUUCGAGCCAGUAUGUGGAGUGGAUAAUAUCAUGUAUUACUCCCCAUGUCAUGCGGGAUGUGAAGUCACACAUGAUGAUGGAACAGGCAGUAAGUCUUUUUACAACUGUAGCUGUGUAGAGAUUCCAGAGAGUGUCGGUCCCAAUGAUCCAAUUGCAAUCUCCGGAAAGUGUACAAGUAAAUGCACGUGGCAGCCGCUAUUCCUGGCUCUUCUAUUCUUGUUAGAGUUCUUCACAAUACUAGCAGUCGUCCCAGCAACUACUGCCACGCUUAGAUGUGUUCCUCAUACCCAGAGAUCAUUUGCUCUUGGGCUGCAGUCUCUGUUUUAUAGAACUCUUGGAACUGUACCUGGUCCAGUCAUCUUCGGUGUAAUCAUCGAUCAGACCUGCCUCCUAUGGGAGUAUAGCUGUGACGGGUCAGGUUCCUGCUGGCUCUACAGUAACUUUGACUUCAGUCGUUCCAUUCUCAUCCUCUCUGGCUGCAUGAAGAUCGGCUCCAUCUUGUUUUUCCUCGGGGCUCUCCUGACGUACAAGCCGCCGCCACAAGAGGACGACGACACCCCUGCUGCUGUGAGGGAGUCGAUUCCGGAAGGGGAGGCUGUUGGUGAUGACACGGUGUAAGUGGGGGUCAGAGGUCGGAAUGUUAAUGAGGAAGUAAUAACCACUUUACUUCUGUAAAGGACAACAAAUGUUCUCAUAAAUACACUCGGAACUUUUAUUCUGUACCGAGAGAAUAUGGAAUGUCGUCAGCUUGAAUCAGCCAAACCUUUGUCAUCAGCCACUGCCGAUAAUCUGCUAUGGUAUGGUGGAAUCUUGCAAAUUCCUUGUUUGUCCAACAAAAGGACGAAGGUACGGAGUCAGGAUUACAUGAUAACCCCUGACAAAAACGAUGUCAAGUAUGAACAAAAAGGGGAGAUUUCCAUCAUGAGUUCCAUUACCCUUUGUCCCUCUUGGUGUUGCUGAAACAAAGGACAGCAAAAUCAUUGCAUGCCUGUGCACACUACUUAUAAAAUGUCUGGGUGUUUAAUAUAUGCCAAAAAAAGACUUUCAGAAAUAUUUUCCGAAACAUCCACCGUAUUUCAGAUUGGAAAAAAUAAUGCAUAUUAAGACGUCAAUUGGUGCCAAGUGGUUUAGAGUUUUGAUAUCGUAAGCAGAGCCAUGAAAUAUGGCCAGCUCUAGCUCCAUAAAUAGGGCCAAUCCACUUAAUAUCCUUGGCACUCCGAGUAAAUCAGUCUGGUAGAAAUUCAAUUGUAGUAAUUGAUCGUACCGAUGUUGUAAAGUUGUUGAGGGAGCUUGAGAAAACUUAGUUUGCUAACCCAAAUGCUGGUACUGGUGCUCGAUCCCAUUAUAUGAUAACGUUGAAAGGCAAGUUUUUUCCUUCUCAUUAUACUGGUCACAAAAAUAGUUUUGCGUUGGUGCUGAGGUCCAACGAUAACAAAGUGGAUUGGCUCGAUAACAAAGUGGAUUGGCUCUAUUUAUGAGGCUAGG